This is a messenger RNA of Clunio marinus, 3094 nucleotides long. The record is from the annotation of a GenBank genome assembly. Lineage: Eukaryota; Metazoa; Arthropoda; Insecta; Diptera; Chironomidae.
GCAUUCUCGAAGCGGGUCAUUUAACUAUUUUUUUUUAUUUUCGAAAGCUUCAUAUUUAAAAAUUCUUCAAAUAAGUGUAAGAAUAGAAAAACCACAAGUAUUUUUGAGUGUUUAAAGCGUUUUAAAGAUUGGUUAUGUUGGGAGGUAACAAAAUAAAGAUGAAAAAUAUGGGUGGAAACAUGAUGCGUAACAAUAUGAAUCGCAAAAACUUUCAACAACAAAACUUCAAUCAACAACUUGAUAAUUCAGGCUUCAUGGACUUCAGCAAUAACUUUAAUGAUCAGCAACAACAAAUGCCGCGUCAGCAAAACAACAUGAAUAACAUGAACAAUAAAAGAAAGAUGAAUGGACAGCAAAAUCGAAGUCCAAAGAAAAAUAUGAAUUUUCAGAAUGGCAACAACAAAAAUUGGAACAAUAAUCAACAACAACCACAGCGAAGAGUCCCUGCUCCUCAAAUGAUGAAUCAGCAGAACCAAUUCCAACAGUUUAAUCCUGUUCCAGCACCUCAAAUGAAUCAGCGAAUGCCUCCGGUCAAUUAUAGAAAUAAUGGUAAUAACAACAUGAGGAAUGGUCCAUCAAAUUCUUCAAUGAACUUUCCACCAAUGCAAGGAAGAAGAGGACCUCAAAUGAAUAUGGGAGGUGGCCCGUUAGGAGGACCCAAUAUGGGUCCCAUUCCACCACCUCCAAUGAAUAUACGAGCUGGUGGUCGUCCUCCAAUGAGACGAUCAUUCCAGAAACCCUUCAACAACAACAUGAGAAAUAAUAGUAAUCAGAACCGUAAGAAUCCCAAUCUCACAAAAGUCGAUAAACCGAAAAAUAGAAAAAUGCAGCAAAAUGUGAACAAAAAAAAUGUUGGAAAUCGUGCAAAAAAACGUCAACGAGAUCCUUAUUCACUUGAAGCUCCUUUUGUCACAGACGAAAUUCGUGAAGAGCAUAAGAAGAAAGAAGACAUCCUUGAGAGUCUAAAGGGAAAAGGCAAAAACGACGAAUUAUUUGCAAAGUUCAAAGAGCAACGCGACAUUUUUGUGAAGAAAUACGACGAGGCAAAGAUGGCAUAUCAAGCAGAAAAGAAGGCUCAACGCGAAGCAGCAAAAGCUGCUAAGGCAGAAGAAGCCGCAGCUGCAGCUAAAACUGCUCAAGAGACAUCAAGUACUGAUACGGUACCAGCAUCACAAACUGAAGAAGAAAACAAGGGAGAGUCUAACGUCACAGAAACUCCUGCAACUGAAGAAGAAAAUGCAUCGAAUACUCCUCAACCAUGGCACAGUAAAAAAGCCGAUAUUGCGUUGAUUGGUCUUGCUGUGAUGGGACAAAAUCUCAUCCUGAACAUGGAUUCAAAAGGUUUCGUCGUCUGUGCAUUCAAUCGUACUGUUGAUAAAGUUAAACACUUUUUGGAUAAUGAAGCAAAAGGAACGAAGAUUAUUGGCGCGACGUCAAUGGAAGAUAUGGUCAGCAAAUUGAAGUCACCGCGUCGUGUUAUGUUGCUGGUCAAAGCUGGCAGUGCUGUUGAUGAUUUCAUCAAGCAAUUGACACCAUUGUUGUCACCUGGUGACAUUAUUAUCGAUGGUGGCAACUCAGAGUAUCAAGACACUGCUCGUCGUGUUGAAGAGUGCAAGAAGAAUAAAUUGCUGUUUGUUGGAUCAGGUGUGAGUGGAGGUGAAGAAGGAGCUCGUUAUGGUCCAUCAUUAAUGCCAGGUGGUAAUCCCGAUGCAUGGCCACAUAUCAAAAAUAUUUUCCAAUCAAUAUGUGCAAAAUCCGACAACGAUCCAUGUUGUGAAUGGGUUGGUGAAGGUGGUUCGGGACAUUUUGUUAAAAUGGUUCAUAAUGGCAUUGAAUAUGGGGACAUGCAGUUGAUUUGCGAGGCUUAUGAUCUCAUGAAAUCAUUGGGAUUGAGUCAGAAAGAGAUGGCUGAUGCUUUCACUGAAUGGAAUAAAGGAGAACUUGACUCAUUCCUUAUUGAGAUAACUCGUGACAUUCUCAACUAUAAGGACAAGGAUGGAAAAUAUUUAUUAGAGCGUAUUCGUGAUACUGCUGGUCAGAAGGGAACUGGCAAGUGGACAGCAAUUGCUGCACUUCAAUAUGGAGUUCCAGUGACACUUAUUGGUGAAGCUGUUUUCUCACGAUGUCUCUCAGCUCUUAAAACCGAACGUGUCAAGGCAAGCAAACUUCUUUCUGGUCCAAAUACAAAGCCAAGUGUAGACAACAAAGCAGAGUUUCUCAACCACAUCAAAAAUGCUCUCUACUGUGCUAAAAUCGUUUCGUAUGCUCAAGGUUUCAUGUUGAUGCGUGAAGCUGCCAAGGAGAAUGGUUGGAACUUGAAUUAUGGUGGAAUUGCCUUGAUGUGGCGUGGUGGUUGUAUUAUUCGAAGCGUGUUCUUGGGAAAUAUUAAGGAAGCUUUUGUUCGUAAUCCUCAACUUUCCAAUUUGUUGCUGGAUGAUUUCUUCAAAGCUGCAAUUACUGCAAAUCAGAAUUCAUGGAGACAAGUUGUCUCUAAAGCGACUCUUUGGGGAAUUCCUGUACCUUGCUUAUCAGCUGCUCUUUCUUUCUUUGAUGGAUAUCGUUCAGAGAGACUUCCAGCGAAUCUUCUCCAAGCUCAACGUGAUUACUUUGGUGCUCACACUUAUGAAUUUUUAAGUUAUUAUUACAUUACAUUAAAUCACUUUGGUGAAAUGUCAUCUUCAUCGGCAACACGUUCAACUGUCCUGUCAUUGUACAAAAAGCUGCUACGAGAGGGAUCAAAAUUUCCAGCUUACAAUUUUAGAGAAUAUGCUUUAAGAAAAACCAGGGAUACAUUUAAGGAGCAUAAAAGUUUAUCAGAUGAGGCAGCUAUCAAAACCUGUAUUAAUGAAGCUAAGGAAAAUUUGGAAGCAAUACGAAGACAAGUUGCCAUUGGAAAUUUAUAUCAAGCCGAUAAGCUUAUCAUAGAAAAAUAGUCGCUCUGCAUUUAUUUUCUCAGUGAUUAAAUACAUUUAGUUUCAAAAACUAAUUUUUAUAGAUGAUAAAUGUAAAAUUUAAUGUUUAAGCUCUUAUCAAUGAUACAAUAAAUCAAUUAAAAAAAACUAUAAACAUUGUUACAAAGGCAAAACUUUGUAUG